This is a messenger RNA of Microbotryum saponariae, 1865 nucleotides long. Lineage: Eukaryota; Fungi; Basidiomycota; Microbotryomycetes; Microbotryales; Microbotryaceae. The record is from the annotation of a GenBank genome assembly.
AUGAACCGAGCCGGCAAACACACCGAGCUGUACGAGACCCUGGGCGUCGACCCUUCGGCGUCCGAGGCCGACUUGAAGAAGGCUUACAGGAAGAAGGUACGUUGCUGAGCACCGGAGAGAGUUUCAGUUCUAUGAGCGCCGCAGUCCGUGAUCGGCAGGGGGGACCUCCUUCUCCAUGUUGCGAACGUAUAGAGGAGCAUCGUGGAAUCGUGUACGAGACUUGUCGAAUACCUGGGAAGAUUCGUCGCCACCACUUUGCCCCAUCGUCCUCGGCGCUUUCUGUCUGUAUUCGGCGCUUGGGCUGCAGGCUUCCAUUGUUACGCGAUUACGGACCCGCAUGAUACCAGCACAUCACGUCCACGCCAUAUGGGACAAACCGUUGACGUGUUUGGUCGCUCCCGCUCCCUCAGGCUCUGCAAUUGCACCCCGACAAAAACCCCGCAGGAGCUGACGAAUUCAAGGCGUGCAGUCAUGGUCAGUCUCGGCUUACUCAGCGCCGGAUCGGUCGCCUCGUAGGUACUGAUGCGUGUUUUGUGGUUCUGGGCUAUCACACACAGCUUAUGAAGUCCUUUCAGAGUAAGAUUUCCCAUCAUCACCGUCCAAACGUUUCUCUUGACUGAGCCUCUCUCCCUCUUCCCUCUGUCAGCCCCGACAAGCGAAGAAUCUAUGACCAGUACGGCGAGGAAGGUCUCAGCGGUGGCGGACCCGGUGGUAUGGGCGGCAUGGACCCCCAGGACCUCUUCUCGCAACUCUUUGGUGGUGGAGGAGGUUUCUUUGGCGGAGGAGGAGGAGGCGGACGAGGGGGUCGACCUUCGGGCCCCAAGAAGGGCAAGGACCUCGUGCACCGAAUCAAGGUCUCGCUCGAGGACUUGUACAAGGGCAAGACGACCAAGUUGGCGUUGCAGAAGCACGUCCUAUGCACCAAGUGCAAGGGAAAGGGAGGGAAAGAAGGCGCGGUCAAGACCUGCCAAGGGUGCCACGGUCAAGGUGUCAAGGUCGUCUUGCGCCAAUUGGGGCCGAUGGUGCAACAGAUCCAACAGACUUGCAGCGAGUGCAACGGCGAAGGCGAGAUCGUCAAUGCCAAGGACCGCUGCAAGACGUGCAACGGCAAAAAGAUUGUCAACGAGCGCAAGGUUCUCGAGGUCUUUAUCGAUAAGGGCAUGAAGGAAGGUCAAACGAUCACCUUCAACGGCGAGGCCGAUCAGGCACCCAACAUGGAACCGGGGGACGUCGUCAUCGUUGUCGAGGAGAAGCCGCACGACACGUUCAAGCGUCGUGGGGAUGACCUUUACGCUGAGGUUGAGAUUGAUCUGUUGACCGCCUUGGGCGGAGGUGCUUUUGCGAUCCCGCAUUUGGACGACCGUGCGUUGAUGGUCAAGAUCCCGCCGGGGGAUGUCAUCAAGCCUGGUCAGUUUGUGGCACAAGUCUGGGUCGAGACGGUGGAGGCGACUUCAACUGACGACAUAUAUCCCUUCUGAUCUCUCCAGGGGCCGUCAAGGUGAUCCCGAACCAAGGCAUGCCUUCGUACCGACACCACGAAAUGGGUGACCUGAUCGUGCAAAUCAACGUCAAAUUCCCCGACUCGCUCGACCCUUCAACCCUCGACCCUCUCGAAAAGAUCCUUCCCGCUCGACCUGAAUUGCCAACGUUCCCCGAUUCGAUCAUGAUUGAUGAUCACGUCGAAAUGGUUGAUGCUGGCGAUCGAAAGCCGAAGACGAUGCGUGAGGACCAGAUGGAUGAGGAUGAUGAGGGGGGUGCGGGGCCUCAGGUGCAAUGUGCCAAGUACGUCUUCUUUCGGGAUCGGUUCGCUUUGGUCUUAACACGAACUGACAAACAUGCUCUUUUGUUGACCCAUCAGUCAAUAA